Molecule: messenger RNA, 3328 nt
Organism: Nematocida parisii ERTm1
Lineage: Eukaryota; Fungi; Microsporidia
Exons: 1
Coding region: 1-3312 (1103 amino acids)
Source: RefSeq, a predicted model, not a curated record
AUGGAGUUAAAAAUAAUUAAUAAAGAAUGGGUCUAUAAUAUAUUAUACAAUAACCAUAAAGUAAUAACAGGCGUACGAAUAUUUUUACUUAUACUGUGCUUUAUAAAUAAAAUAUUCGCGCUCAACCACGAUGAAAUAGAAGAAAUCCAUGAAUUACAGUUUACGAACCAGCCAGAAUCGGAAGAUAGUGUGGUAAUUAACUUAGAAGGGUCAUUAAAUGUAGCCAGGUGGUAUAUAGAUGAUACAACAAAUAAUAUAACGAAUAAGAAAUGGUUAAACACAGAUAACAAAGUAAUUAUGCACACCAAAGAUGAUAUAACCCGAAUGUGUUAUAUAACGGAAAGCACACAGGGCAUACCACAGAACCAGAGUGAGAUAGAUAAGUAUAUGAAAGGAUAUUAUCGUGUAUUAUAUACACUGUUUAAUUGGAGUUUAAUACGCCCAGAGGAUAAAUCAAAGAGUAAAAGUAAAGAGGAUGAGAUAGCCAGUUCAAGCAGUAAGUAUAUUUAUAGAACAUUAGCGCACUUAUUUCUUAUGACAGAAGGGUUAUACUUACCCAUAGAAGUGAGUGAUUCAGAAUAUGAUGAUAUGGUAUUUAUGCUAUCAGAUAGUAAUAAUAAGUAUACUCAUAUACGGUGCAUAGCUAGUUAUAUAGGGCAUAAAAGGAACAGUAAGCAUAUGGAUAGUUCAAGUACAUACAAUAUGAUGUACAAUUGUUAUUGUAAUAUGAGUGAGGCAGAUAAGUCAGAGAAUGAGAGGAGGAUAAUUGAAUUUUUUAUAGAGUAUUCAGACAGAUCAGUUAUACAGAAGGCCUUUAAAUUUACAGAGCCCACUACAAGAGAAGAAUUUAUAACAGGAGAAUUCAUGAACACCCCUGGGUUUCUUAUACAGAAUUAUGUAUACAUAACCAUGUGCUCUGUGCUAGAAAUUAAAUUAUUCAUAGAAGAAGUACAUGCCCUUCUAAUGGAAUGUAUUAAAGGGGUAUCUAAGGACAAAGCAAAGCAUAAAGAAACUGCAACUAAAAUAUUCAAGAAAUUAUUCAUACCAAAGAAAGAACAGAAAAGGGCAGGUUCUGUGUUAAUUAAUGAAAGGGGCUUAUACGACCUAGUAAAGACAAUGAAUAUAACUUAUGAGCGGAUCGUGUCAAACAGCAGUAUUAUUACUGAAAACACAAAGCUUAAAAAUAUUUUUAUAGAAAUCCAGGCGAAAGUAAAUUUUAUUAAUGCAGCAUCUCUAUGGGGGCUAAUGUUCAACGACUAUUUAUUAUUUUUAAUCGAGAUAUACAGACACCAAUUUUCAUUCCCAGAUUUAUCCAGAUUUGGGCUUAGUCCACAUCCAAGUAAUGGGAUUAAGUAUAUUAGUGUUAUAGCCGAAGAGUAUUAUAAUGACAUAUCUGGGCUAGUUUUAUUUAAGUAUGUACUGCUUCUAAAUAAAAAUUAUAAAAGUUUGAUUAGUGCACUGCUUGCUAUAGCUAUUCAUAAGAAUGAGUCUGCGGACAGUCGUAUACUAAAAUUUAUAGAAAUUUUAGUUUUAUUCAGUAAUAAGGAGAAUAGCUCAACAUGUAUCACGAAUCAGGAUAAUUUAAAUGGGAAGUUUCCAAUUGAUGUAUAUUAUCUACCGGUUCAGUGCAUUGCAAUGGAAUUUAUUAAGAAGAAGAGAUUACUGUCUAAUAUACCGCAUAGGCCUAUAAUACACAUUAAACCAGUUGCCCACCUAGAUAAUGGGCAGUAUUCAUAUGAAAUUCAGGUGAUUAGCGACAUAAUAGAGUAUUUAAUUUACAAAAAGAGCACUGAUGGUCUUUGUUAUUUUAUAAGUCUAUGCAUGUCUAAUUUUGGUAAUUCCUGGCUUAAUUUAGUAAAGAAAUCCGAAAAUGGCACAAAUGUAAGCAGAAGUUCAAGAAAAUCUGGAGAUACUUAUGAUUUAGCCAUGCACUUUACUGCUGGUGGCACUGAAGUAGUGCAAUUAACUCGCAUUUAUGAUAAGUUAGUUAAAAACAAGAGUGACUCCGACACCCUGCAAUUUAACCCUAAUAAUGUAUCGAGCUUUUUAACAUAUAUAUUAUGUCGUGCUUUUGAAGAUAUAAGUACGUAUGAGAAUGUUAUUGAAAAAAUAUAUGAAAUAUGGAUACGUACCAUGCUUAAUGAAGAAUUAAAGCCAGUAAUUCAGAAUAUAUCCCCAAACUGUCCUACACUAAAAAUUAUUCUUAGUUUAUUAGAAACAAAAAUUACUAAACUGAGUAAAAAUAUAGAGAAGAAUGCGGAAUACAUUGACAGAUUGUCUAAAAUGCAGGAGGAUAUUCAAGCUAUUAUUUGUAAUAUUAAAGAAUGUAGCUAUGGAAUAUAUAAAAAUCAAAAUAUUUGGAACAUGUAUGUGGAGAAUCCAGGUUGGAUUUGGAAUGGCAUGGAUGAGGAUGAGAAGAAGCGUAUUUUUGAUUCUAACAAUGACUGGGAUGAAAUCAAUGAUGAUAUAGAUGGGAACGGUGAUAUUAUAGGUGGCAAUUGCAGCAAUGAGAACCCCAUCGGAAGAGACCAUUUAAAUGCAAACAUUGAUCAAACAUACAAUAGUGAUUCAAGUAGUUAUUUUGCCAGUAGUAUUAGUUCAUUAAGUGAUUUAAGCGAUCAUUCUGAUUAUUGCAGUACUAUCUGCAGUAGCAGGAGGAAUAGUAAUAGUAAUAGCGUUAGUACUAGUGAGUGUGAGGAGUGUGAGGAGUGUGAGGAGUAUGAUGAUGAUAGCAAAAAUAGCGAGGAUGAUAUUCAACAUGAUUUAAACAUUGUUAAUAAAAUCAGUGACAAUGACGACAGUAGAAUCAACUGCAGCUGCUUCUACUGCAUUAGGGAUAGUAGGGAUAGUAGUGAUAGUAGUGAUAGUAGUGAUAGUAAAAAAAACGAUAAUAUUAAAUGCAAUCCCACUCCUUGUGGUAAUAAUAGUAUUGGUAACAGCAAGGAUAAUAAUAGUAAUCACGAUGUUGUUAUUACUAGCAUCAAUAUAAAUCAGAAUAAAAGCAAUAAUAGCCGUGACGAUUACAGUGACAGCGGCAAUGGCCAUAAUGCUAUCGGUGAUGUUGAAGAUGACAAUAAAACAACUUGUAGUGCUAAUAACAGCAAUAAUGAUAGAAGUGAUAGUUCCCGUGAUAUCAGUGACAUUUACACUGACACUGACACUGACAGCGGCAGCAGCAGCAGCAGCAGCGGCGACCAUAAUCCUAUCGGUGACGGUAGAGAUGACAAUAAAACAACUUGUAGUGCUAAUGAUCAUGCUAAUAACAGCAAUAAUGAUAGAAGUGAUAGCUACAGCAGCAGUAAUAGCAAUUAAGAAAUAUAAGGCCUGU